Boleophthalmus pectinirostris (great blue-spotted mudskipper) is the source of this 2009-nucleotide messenger RNA. Its product is annotated as E3 ubiquitin-protein ligase TRIM21-like. The transcript has 9 exons. The record is from RefSeq and is a predicted model, not a curated record. Lineage: Eukaryota; Metazoa; Chordata; Actinopteri; Gobiiformes; Gobiidae. Bases 25 to 1710 code for a protein of 561 amino acids. Gene Ontology annotation, molecular function: zinc ion binding; protein binding.
GAAAACAAGCAACAGCAUACAGUCAUGUCGACUCAAUCAGAUAUGAUCAGUGUGAGCUCCACGUGGAUUGCGGAGCAGUUCAAAUGCUGCAUCUGCCUGGACAUUUACCAUGACCCUGUGUCCAUCCCGUGUGGUCAUAACUUCUGCCAGGACUGCAUCGAGGGCUUCUGGGAGACCAAGGCCCGUCCGGUGUGCCCACUCUGCAAAGAGACCUUCGCCAGCCGCCCCAAGCUCCGAAUCAACACCAGCCUCGCACAGAUCACCGAGACACUCUGGAAUCUUGACAAUGUUCCCAGUUCUUCGUCGGAAGCAUUUUCAGAAGAGGUUUUGUGUGAUGUUUGUAAAGACCCCCAGCUCAGCGCCGUCAAGUCCUGUCUCGUGUGUCAGGCCUCGUACUGCGACAUGCACCUCACCCUCCACCAGCGAGACCCAGUAUUGCAGAAGCACAGACUCACCGACCCGGCCACGUUCUCCACCUCUCACCUCUGCCGGAGACACAACAAACCUCUGGAGAUGUUCUGCAAGAAAGAUCAAACUCCAGUGUGCUCCGAAUGCUGUGCCAGAGACCACAGAAACCACCAGACUAUGUCCAUCCCCCAAGCAACCAGGAAAGUCAAGGAGUCACUGAAAGGAACCAAAACUGAGCUUAAAAAGUUGAUAAGAGAGAGAAUUCAGAAAACAGAAGAGAUCCAGAGGGCUGUGGACCAGAGCAAAAAAAUAACAGAGAGACAGAUCCAGCAGAGUGUAGAGGUGUGCACGAUGCUGAUCAGCGCGAUGGAGAGAGAGCAGAGCACCGUGGUGGAGGAGCUGCAGAGAAGACAGGAGGAGGUGGAGGAGAAAGCAAACCAACUCAUCAACCACCUGCAAGCGGAGAUGAAGGCCCUGCAGAACAGAGGGAGUGAAAUAGUCACCCUGCAAGCUACCCACAACACCCUGCACAUCUUACAGGGUUUUCCUUCAUUGAAUAAAGUACCACCAACGCAAAACUGGACUGAUGUGAAAGUUUACCCUGACAGCGGAAUGGGAGCGAUGAGAGACACUGUGUCCAAAAUGAUCGAAAUCUGCCAACAACUCAGCUCCAAACUGCUGGAAGAAGAGGUGGAGCAGCUGAGUCAGUAUAGUCUGAACGUGACCUAUGACCCAGAGACAGCCUCGGGAUGGCUGGAUAUUUCUGAAGAUGGCAAACAGGUGAGUCUCACCAGUUUGAAGAAGAAGAAAACAGUGUCUGACAGUGAGAAGCGCUUCGACUCUUGCGUCUGUGUUCUGGGCAAAGAGACCUUCUCCUCUGGACGUCAGUACUGGGAGGUUCAGGUUGGAGAUAAGACUGACUGGGAUGUGGGCGUGGCUCGCGAGUCCGUACAGAGGAAAGGUUCCAUCUCUGUGCGCCCCGACUUUGGUUUCUGGUCCAUCUGUCUUCGGAAGGGCAGUCUGAGCGCGUGCACUAGCCCCUCCCUCCCCCUGAACCUGACCCCGCCCCCUCAGAAAGUGGGGGUGUACGUGGACUAUGAAGAGCGCCUUGUUUCUUUCUACGACGUCGACCUCAAAAAGCUCAUCUACAGUUUCACGGACUGCGACUUCACCGGAGCUGUGGUGCCCUACUUUAACCCUUGUGUACAAGACAAUGGGAAAAUGCCCCCUCUGGUCAUCUGCCCCCCGGUGGAGAAGGCGAAAGUGGCAACACAAUCCCUGAUCAUGACGACCACUCUCUAACUCCAUAACAUAUGUUCAAAUCGCAAAGAUAGAAAGAUUUUUUUGACCCUGUAGAUUAAACCUCUACAUAUAUGCUCUCAAAUACAUGGGAUUCUUGUAAAUAUAGCACUUUUCUGUUUUGUUUUGUGUAAUCUUAAAUUCCCCAGUAUUUUAAAUGCCAUUAUCCUCAUCACUAUCAUCGUCUUUUCCUUAGUAUUAGUACAGUCUGUGUAAAUGAGUAAAAAUGUUGCAAGACCAACAUACAUACUUGUAUAUGAACUGUUGUGUGGAAGGCAUGUCCAGUGUGUGUUAAACCUGCU